Empidonax traillii (willow flycatcher) is the source of this 3084-nucleotide messenger RNA. RefSeq names its product A disintegrin and metalloproteinase with thrombospondin motifs 20-like. NCBI's taxonomy places the organism in Eukaryota, Metazoa, Chordata, Aves, Passeriformes, Tyrannidae. The transcript has 12 exons. Gene Ontology annotation, molecular function: zinc ion binding; metalloendopeptidase activity. The record is from RefSeq and is a predicted model, not a curated record. The coding region runs from base 1 to 1527 and encodes 508 amino acids.
AUGGCCAUUUCUCCAGAAGAGUCUGGUCCGUCAGAUACACUCCAGUCACAGCUAGGGCAUACUGACAAGUGUUCUGUUUCCUGUGGAAAAGGUUUGAAGUUUCGUGAUGUGCAUUGUUUUAAUAGCUUCCAAUCUAAAAUAGAAGAAGAAAACUGCAAACAUUUGAAAAAACCACGAACACAUAAAAUAUGUAGAGCUGGAAGAUGUCCUGUCUGGAAGGUCAGCAGAUGGAAAGAGUGUUCUGUAUCCUGUGGAGUGGGGAUUCAGCAAAGGGACAUCUACUGUCAGCUGGCAGGCCUGGGGCAAGUGAGUGAAGCAAUGUGUAGCCAUGAGACCCGCCCUGCUAGCGAGAGGCAUUGUUGGCUGCCUGCCUGCCUGGCCUACCAGUGGCUGGCAGAUGAAUGGGAAGAUUGCUCAUCAUCAUUUAGAAGAAAGAAAAUAUACCGAAAAAUUAGGUGUGUGAAUGGAAACAAGCUCCAAGUGGAUGAAAGCUUCUGUGAUCCUGCCACAAAGCCUCCAUCAUCCAAAACCUGCAGAGUGGCUCCCUCUAAAUAUGUUGUGUUCACAGGAGAACUGUCACAGUGCUCAGCCAGCUGUGGGUUUGGUUACCAGCAGAGGAUCACGUACUGUGUUGGAAUCCAUUCUGUUCAAAAUCAGCAUACCCAUGGCCUUCAAACUGUAGCAUACCGAGAAUGCCCAGUAGAGCCAUCCCCAUACAUUUAUAAAUGUUCAAUGUUCAAGGGAUGUUCAAAAACAGCUACCUGGAGAGUGGGGAAGUGGACCAAAUGCUCAGUAUCUUGUGGAGUGGGGAUAAAGGAGAGAACUGUAGAGUGUAUGGCUGAAAAUGGCUUAUCCAGUGACUUGUGCCUGCCACAUUUAAAACCAAAUGCCAGAAGGAUCUGCCACGAGGAAGAAUGUGAAAUUCUUACCACCUGCAAAGAUAUGCAGAUUAAAAAAGGGAUUAGAAAGGAUGGUGAAUACCUACUUAACAUUAAGGGAAGCAUGAUAAAGAUCUAUUGCUCAGGCAUGCACUUGGAGAAUCCCAAAGAAUAUUUGACAUUGGUAAAAGGUGAAGCAGACAACUUUUCUGAAGUAUAUGGAUUAAGGCUGCAGAAUCCAUAUGAAUGUCCUUUCAAUGGAAGCAGAAGGCAAGACUGUGCCUGUCGAAAUGAUUACCUUGCAGCUGGCUUCACGGUUUUUAGCAAAAUAAGAUUUGAUGUAGCUUCCAUGCAAAUUAAAACCACAGAUUUUCUUUUUGCUCAGACUAUACUUGGGAGAGCAGUACCAUUUGCUACAGCUGGAGAUUGCUACAGUGCUGCCAGAUGUCCACAGGGACAGUUCAGCAUUAAUUUGACUGGUACAGGUCUGAGACUAUCCAGUACAGUUCGGUGGAUUGCUCAGGGCAACUAUGCGACUGCUGACAUACACAAAUCCCAUGAUGGUACUAAAAUCUAUGGAAGAUGUGGAGGAUUUUGUGGAAAAUGUGUUCCUAGCACAAUUACUGGUCUCCAGCUUCAAAUACAAUGAGAACUCUGAUGUACUAUGAGCAUCAAACCAGGAACAUCUGCCAUUUUGGCGCAAAUUGUAGAUGCAAUGUAUAUAUAUUUUAAUUCUUUCAUCUCUGUAAUUCUCAUUACUGUAACACUCAACUACUAAGAACUGUUUUUCUCAGGAUUUACUUGGGGUCAUGUUUUCUGUAUGUGGGCUAACAAGUGCAUAAAUCACAAUCAUAAGCCUUCAGGUUUUAAUGGGGGACAUUAAUUCAAUAUACAGCAUAUAUUAGCAAGUAAAUUGCGCUGAAGUUACUACCAUAGGCAACACUCUAAAUUUUACCAUAAUUGUAAUUCUUUACCUGCAGCUGAUCAGUGUGAUACCUUAUGAGGUAUUCAGUAAAAUUUACACUCUACUGGUCCUCUUGAUUGACUGUACUAAAAUAUAGAAAGGAAAGCUUUAUUACUCUACAGUGAAGAAAGGUAAUAAAUUUAAGUCCUUACAGUUUUGUUCAAACUUUGAGGGAUUGUCUGUCAAUAACUUAUAGAGUAGUACAUAACCAAAAUGCUUGAGAUAGUUUUAUAGAUCUGUGUGUUUCUCUGUCAGUAAAAGCAUUUUUCCCCAUCCCUUUCAUUAUAUUCUUCUUGGUGCUCAAAUCCUGGCAGUAGUCCUGAGAAGUGCAGUUUAACCUCUGUAAUCUCUAUGGCACAUGUUAAACAUCUGGGUUUAGGUUUGUCAUGGGUACAGGAAAAAAAAAUAAGGAACAAAAUUGCUUUGAAAACUGAUUCUAAAUCCCUGCCUCUCAUCCAAGUACACUGUAAAAGCAGUGUAUUCUGUUUACCAUACCGUCUUGUAUGUGGUUUUACAACUAUGUAUUUGCUUAAGCACUUUCCAUAUACACCUUACUCCUUUACACUGGAAAUUGGCAUAUUAGUAAAGGCUGUAGUAUAUGUCCUUCAUAUUCCAAUUCAACAUAAUUUUCAAUAACCUUAGCCAAAAACCUGGACAGAGGCAAUAUUAAGCUCCACAGUGGUUUUGCUGUCCAUCUUCGACUCAGUUUGAUUUUUUGAUGUUUGCAAAUACAGUUCUAACAUCUGCUAUUUAAAAUUAUUUCUUCGAGAAAAGUAAGUGUAUGAAAGAGUUACAAGGUUCAGAAAAUUAUUUUGCUCUUUGAUUUGUUGUUUUGUAUUACUUUACAGUCCAGAACUGUAGAAAUAUAUGCAUAUACAGAUAAUGUAUUUCAGGGCCAACUCUCAGGUAUUCAGAAUAAAAUUUUCUACCUGCAUAAUAACAUAUAUUAUGUACCAGAUAACUAUACAUGCUUUCUUUCAAAAUAUGCAUUCUGUAUACCAAAUAUUUAUUUUGCAUGCUAGUAAACUUGGUAGAUCAAAUGGCAGCUAUAUCAUAUUUUUGCCCACGAAGAGUUAGUCAUGAAUUAGCAAUAUGUAUUAAUUAAAACCAAUACUGUACCACAGAAGUGUAUGCAGCUCCUGUUUUAGAUAACACAUGUACGUAAUUAUUUUGUGAUCUCUGCAUCAGAAACGUAUUUUUGCACUAUGUGCCUUGUAAUAGUUGUAAACAUUAAUAAGAAUA